AAAUCUGCAAAAAGCAUUUUCAAGGACAUGAACACAGUAAGGAGAAAAAUUCUUUUUUGAAUUUUCUUUACCGCAUAUUGUCUACAAUCGAUACUAUUUUUUAAGAAUAUUACAGUGAUUUUGGCUGGGAUACAAAAAUAAAACAUAUUAUCUUUUGUAUCUGAUAAGAAGUUUUGUUUGAUUCAAGUACCGCCGGCACCAUUUCAUACGCACCUUUUUUACCUUCUAAAUAUCAAUUUACGCUUCGCAUUUCACUUCGAUAUUCAAUCAUUCAUUACCUAAUAAAUGAAACCAUAUUUGAUAGAUACAAAGAAACAAAUAUCUUUCGUAAUAUGCAAAUGGUGUUUUUCUCGCUCAUUUCCAGUAUAUAAUAAUAAUUGUAGAAACUGUAACCAAAAUUCUUUUCGUCGUUUCGUAAUGAUGAAAAAAAAAACGUGUAUGAGAGGAACUGGAGUAGGUAUCAUAUUUGCAUAAUAAUUGUAUUAAGUAGAGCCCUAACAAAUAUAUUGUUAAAAUGCCAUCAAAAAUGAUUAAAUUUAGGAUCGCUGCAGAUGUUCUCAUAACAAAUAAGGCUUUAAGACUUUCUGUCAUAAUUAAGCAGUUCAACGAGUCUUUGGAAGAGAUAUACCCGUAUUAAUUGAACAUAAUUUAAAUCUAAUUGACCGCUUUUGCUAUCUUAUUCGUUUCGUGGAUAUGAUCUUCUAAUCUUUCAUGCAUCUUUCAACACUCAAAGCAAUAUAAAAUCUUAGUCGAAAUUGUGGGUAAAAAUUAUUUUAUUUCAAAAGAUAUAGCGAAAUAAUUUCAGUUCAUCGUUCAUCACAUCCCAUGUGACUUCGUUUUAACCCGCAUUUUAUGCCUACUGUUAAUUAGUCGAUAUUCUUACUUAGCGUGAAUAAGAAGUGGACAGUUUACAAUGGAUUUGAAUACUUUGUUUGUGUAUUCCACAUUAUUUUUCGUUUGGUUUUGUGGAUAUCAAACUGCUGAUAGUCUGCAAAUAACUCACCUUUUCGUGCCACGACAGGCUAGUCAUGAGGCAAGCCUAGAUUGCAGAUAUUCUCUGGAAUUUAAUGAAACUUUAUAUGAUGUUAAAUGGUAUAAGGAUGGAUCUGAAUUCUUCAGAUGCAAGCCAAAUGGACAUACUUUACAGUUUGAUAUCGAAAAUAUCAAACUGUCGAUUUCUUCUAAAUUAGUGCAACCAGGAAGAUGUUGUGUAACCUUGAUCGAAUUAAAUGAAAAUACAAGUGGAGAGUAUGCUUGUGAGGUCAGUCUGGAAUUUCCAUUCAAUGCGAAAACUAAGGAAUCUCGCUUAGAUUUCAUGAACUCAUCUCUUACCCAUGAUAAAAGCUCAUUGUUCGAAGGGGGUGCAGAAUUUGUGAAAGACGAUGCAAAUAGGAGUGCAUAUCUACAUAACGAAGCAAGUAUAUUUUUAUCCGAACCAAGCUUCCCAGUAUGGUCAUUUGUUUUUAUAAUGGGCGUAAAUGUAUUAUUAAAAAAUUGAAAGA
Molecule: messenger RNA, 1502 nt
Organism: Coccinella septempunctata (seven-spotted ladybird)
Lineage: Eukaryota; Metazoa; Arthropoda; Insecta; Coleoptera; Coccinellidae
Exons: 4
Coding region: 914-1498 (194 amino acids)
Source: RefSeq, a predicted model, not a curated record